GCUUGCAGCCUCGCAUGGCCGGCUGGAUAUUCCUUCCAACUGACGUGGCUUAUGGCAUGGCUGAGCUUUUCCAGAGUUAAUAGACCCGCGGCUAAGCCGCAAUGAUUCUUGCAUUUUUCUGGGCGCUACUGGCAGAACUGUCAUUAGGUGAGCCCAACACCUGGGUCCUUUGGACCGACCUGGACGGCGCGGACUUUUUUUGGACCUCCAGCAACUGUUCCACCACCGUGGUCCCAGACUCGGGCAUCGUGGGGAACACUCCCGCUGUAGCUCCCAGCAAUGGUGGCAUCAGCGAUAUGAUCUUUUUUCCCGACACGCACGAAGUUCUAUGGCUGGAGGCCGGUUAUUUGAUGCGUUCCUGGAUGGACAAGACGGAGCGAAGGCUCUUGUGUCAGCUCCCGGGGGAUGCGAAUGCCACGGAGCUGGAGAAUGGCAAUGGCACUGGCGCAGCGUUGGGUCUGCAUGGUGAAGAAGGGGCUCUCGCCUGGACGUUUUGGACGUCCAAUGAACUCACAGCGGUGAUGUUUUUCGCUUCCAAGAUGACCAAGAAGUUGUGGGUCGCCACUCUCACAUCCAUCCCGCCCAGAGACGCUUCCCACGUGGGUACUUGGAUCGAAGUGAUUGGGGCCAGUGUCACAACAAGCGGAGCGGGAGCGAAACCUGUCCUCUUGGCCCGGGAGGGCAUCGUUUAUUGGACGGACGCCGACGCCGGCGGCAGCUUCCGGUCCCUGGACGUUCCUUCAGCCCUGGCGGGGGCGACAGCGACGACGCUGGCGCAGCUGGGGGAGGGCGCCUGGGGGGAGGUGCAUGUGGCAGAGUUGACCAACGACGGGCGAUUUUUGUGGAUUCGACAACCAGCAGCUGAGACCCAGCUUCGUUUGGAAUUGAUUCUGUCACUGGAUGCGCUGCAAGAGGGUCCCACCAGCAAUUAUGCCACUGGCAACGUCAGGACUCUGUACAGCUUCCUGGACGGCGACCAACCCUCUGGUUUAGCAGUGCAGCCAGCCCCAGGCCCAGGGCUGCCAUAUCGAGGCAACAUCACGCAACUGUAUCAGCAAGUAUACUGGUCCGUCAGCGGUCCGGACACGCAAGCGAGGAUUGAUCACCUGAACAUGGACACGGGGCAAGUCUCCACCCUGACCUACGCCUUGGGCUUAGAACGUCGCGGGGCCGCGCCGGUGAGACCAAGCGCUUUGAGCGUCUAUCCCAUGCCCGGGGUCUGUGUCAAUGUCGGCUGUCUCUACCUCCGCAUUUGGGAAGAGUGCCGGAUAUGCACCGUGGAUCAGUGUGACACAUGCUUCCUCGAUACCCAGGACUGGGUGGUGAAACAGUGGUAUGCCUCUCACGGCCUCUUCUCCAACUGCAUUUGGCUCUGGCCUCCGCAACAGGGUGCAUGGUUCGUGCGUAACGAAGUGCAACAAGCCAAAGACGAAGGACUUCUGCCAGAUGAUUUCGUGGCGCAGGAGCUGCCUCCCGAUGGAGCAACGCCAGUUGGAGAAGCUGUUGCCACAGUUCCUCCAACCAGAACCGCCACCACGGCAACCAUCACGUCGACCGUGUCGAGCACCAGCUUCACACAGACGUCGACAACGAGCACGUCGCUGACACUGUCAAGUACCAAUCCUUGUGUGGCCAUAGAGGUACCGGAUGAAGGAGUGCUUUCAGACCAGAGCUGUAGCAGCAUGCUGGACGCCUGGUGUCAGGACUCCGAGAAUCGCAACAUCAAUCGCUCCACGCUGGCACCGCAAUCCUUGAGACGGGACUGUGCGACAUAUCCCUGGAGCUUCAAGGAGCUCUGCGAGGCCCGCAAGCUGAAUUCCGAAGCCACUCAGAGCGACAGCUGUGGCGUUCCGCUGUGGAGCUACGUCCUCUUCGCAGCAGGUCUGGCCCUGAUGUUGGCCGUCCUGGUGCCCUUGUGUUGCUACGCCAUCAUGAGGCGAGCCCAGCCUUCGCGUGGACAUCGUGGCACUGGGACCAUCAGUGGCCUGCGCCAUGCAGCGCGCGAGGCCGACGUUGGAAAAACAGGCCCUUUUGAAGACUCGCAGAGUCAUUGGUGCUGCAGACACUGGACACGAUAUCUAAGGAAGCGAUCGGAGCGAUCCAGUAAGUCCACAGAAAGCAAAGUGAACGACGAUGAGAGGCGAAAGAGCUGGGAGACCAUUGGCCUUUGCGACGUUGAUGCGGUCAGAUCCAGCAGAUCUGCCGCAUCCAACGAGCUUGAGACCGAGCCGACCGAACCGGAGACAACGAUGAGCAUUGGCAGUCCUCGGCGCGCAGAUGAGUCAGUGUCCAGCUCGACUGGGGAUCUUCAGCAAAUCCUCAAGGGCACCUGGCAGCCUGGCAUCAGCCUGUCCAGUGCUGCGUUGGCCGCCGGGCGCUUGACCAACGCCAUGCAGAAGUUCAUGUCCUCCACACGCCAGGGCGACAAAUGGCGACUACUGCACGAUGUGGAAGACAUCCUACGAACCCUCGGCAGUGCCCUCCCCGGCAAUUUGCGCAGCACUGCAUGGGCAUGGCACGCGCGCCAGAGUGGUCGGCUUCACCGUAGCGAAGCCUUGCAUGCAGCGGAAGAGGAGGCCAAGUCAAUUGCUGAAGACUUUCGAGAGGACUUAUCUUCACGGCUGCAAAGCGGCGUGCGACUCUUAGAGGUCGCAGCCCUGACAGGAGCUGAAAGUCUCCACUCGGGGCGAAGUGCUUCGCCCUUGUCACCUGCAGUGGCAGCCCGUCUGCAGAAGGCCUCCAAGCUCCAGAUCUCCCUAGAUCAGCUGAAGACGAGGAUGGAGGAGCUUGGAUCGAGCAAGAACUUGAUCAGGGCAGGGCAUUUGCUGGAUGGCUAUGAAAGCCUCAUGAGACUCUCAGAGGCGCCGGCACGGGAGGAAGCAGGCGCUGAGGAUUCCGAUUCGGAGAUGGAUCAGCUGGCCAAGGAGAUGAAGCAGUUGCAACAGGCUCUGGAAGAAGAACUGGAAGGAAGUGGCCUUCCUCCAGGUGCCUGGCAAAAAAUCACCGUCGAUCCUGACAGGUUCACGAAGCAGAACCGGCCGAGACAGGAUCCACAGGCGAGCAAAGGCUCUGCCUGGCUCAAAUCCUUGAGGGAGGCGACUGCCAGGGCUGCGCGCUUUGGGCAUGCCUUAAAGGGAUCGCAGGGCAAAGAGCGGCUGUCAGAGAUGGAAAAGACUCUGAUGGAGGAACUGAAGACCUGCGAGGCUGCAGCCAAAGCAGGAGAUUCCGAGCAAAGCACGAGUUGGAAGCAGUUGCAAAAAGUGUGGACGCAGCUGCAAGACCAGUUGGACCAGGUGCGGAAGCUUCAGAAAUUGCCAGGAGAUGGUGCAGAGGGAGGACGUCUAUCCAGUUGGGCCAUGAGCCGGUCGAAGUUGAUGCCAAAGCGCAGUCACACGCAACCCCUGCAGAUGAAGGACCUGAGUCCAGAGCUGUCCGUCUCUGCUGCAGAGCUGCAAGUGCUUCAAGAAGAGGUGGAGAUGUUCCGCAAGAAGUUGAGAGGAGGUGCUGCAGAGGAUGGAAAUCGGCUGCUGAUGGCUGGGCGGCGGCAUUUGCAGCAACAGGACGUCGAGAAGUUGCUCCGCACUGCAAAGGCAGGAGCAAGUCAUUCAGCCGCCUUGGUGGAUGACGACGCCCUAGCAGCUGGGCAAGACGUUUCCACUCAGUGGCAACAGCUGCGGUCAGAGUUGGAGGGCACCUUUUCGCUGUGGCACUUCUGUGGUGUGGAGACGGACCCAUAUUUAGACGAGAUUGCUGGAAGCAAGAAGCUUCCCGUCGAUUGUGAAGGUUUCAACAGCAGGACCGUGACCGGUCCUCAUGGCCAUCGUUUUCCCAACAGUGUUCGCGUCAUGCGGUCCGGAGCUGCGCUGCAGAUGCCGACGGACUCUGAAUUUAGCACGGAUAGCAAAUGGCAAGAGCUUGGAGGAAGUGAACAAGCAGUUUGGUACCUUCAGCUACUUGAUGAAACUCGACCAUCCGUUGCCUUGCUGCAAUCGCACGGCUGUGGUGAUGCUGAAAGAGCUCGGGCCACAGAGACUUUCUCCAAGCACUUGGGAGAGGCAUAUGGCACCGGCACAGAGAACGCGAAUCUUUCGCGAAGAUUGCAUUUAAUUAUGACCUUUGGUGCUGGCGAGACGCAAGCAGAACUUGCAGCAGACUUGCAAGCUGAAUUGGCUCUGGAGCCGCAGCGCCCUGGUACGUCAGGUCGUUUGUCCCUGGGGAUCGGCUCGAGACUGUCACCCAAACGGGGUCAGCAGGCAUCCACAUCCUCCACAUCCAAAAGCAGCGGGUCACUGCCGCUUGAUUUGCUGGAAGCCUCCAGUGCUUUCUUGCGACAUUCUGAAGAGCUGGCCCGAAUCAGGUCACAGCAAAGCGAAGAUGAUGGAAGCAAUCCAAUGCUUACAUUGGGACAGUCGAUCUACACUCAGCAGGCGAUUGAAAGCAUGGAGCUGGAAGUUGCCAAAGCCGUGCAAGACGCAGAAGCACGAGGAAUUGAAAGCCAAAUUUCCCGUAAGUUUUUCACGCUCUUAUGCCCCCAGCCAUUUUUCAAGCUUUCGAAGGUGACAGUGAGAUCCUCCGCAGCUCUAACUGCUCCCGGCCCGGGACAGCGAGCGAAUCGCGCCGUUUUCUCGCCGCGCCGAUGGCGAAGCAAAAGCAGCUUCUACUCCCCGAGAUGGGCCAUAUGGAUGAGGGGCCGCAGCUACCUACGAAAACGCCAGCAGCUGCUCGAAAAGGAGGCAGCUGCGAAGCCGGUGGAAGGCGACCGCAAGACCAAACUGCAGGAGCGGCGUCCCGGCUUCCGAGCAGAACCUCUGACCCUCCAACCGGGGUUGAAAUUCUACUCGCCUCCUGUGGAGCAAAUUCCAGAUGUCCCAGAUCCGGAAAGCCGACGUCAUCGAGCUGAAAAGACAAGCAAGGAGAACUGGCCCUCGGAGUCAGCGUGCAGCACCUCCACCUCAGCUUCUCCUGGAGCACAGAACCCCCAGAGCAGCUGA
Molecule: messenger RNA, 4991 nt
Organism: Cladocopium goreaui
Lineage: Eukaryota; Dinophyceae; Suessiales; Symbiodiniaceae
Source: the annotation of a GenBank genome assembly